AAUGUCUUCACAAUUGUGCAUUAUUGUAAUGACUAAAAUAACAGCAUUAAAACGUAACUGGAUGAAUAAUGACAAACCCAUAGUUUAUUGUAAAGCAUUAUAUUAAAAUAUUAUGUUACUCAGCAGGAAUUCAGCCAUGAAAUCAACAUCAGGUGUCAAAAAACAAAGAACUCAAGUUGGAGUGGAGAGAAGCAAGCCGAGUCAAGCCUCGCUGAUAUCAAGAGGACUGGCAGUAAAGUCUACCCAUGUGAGAUGCAAUGGUGAUGACUGCAGCAGCCCACCUUCUGUUCAGUCAGGCUUCUCUCUCUACUCUUCGGACUCUACGGAUAAUACAGCUGUAGAUGUCAACAGAGGGCUCAAUCGAUGCUCCAAACUCUUGGCUAACAUGUUAGACACUGACCAAGGUGGCCCUGUGGAGAUUGGCAGAGCAACUUACAAACACCAGACACAGAGGCCGAAGACAACCAGCAAAGCUCGCAAAAGUGUGUCCAGUGCUCAGGAAUCCAAACUCACCCAAGGUAGCCGGAAGAAGCCUGGGCAAAAUGUCAAGACAUCUUCUCAUACCAACAAAAGUAGCGCCAAGAAUCACAGGAGGAAAGAUGCGCCAACGUCUUCAACAUCUGUAUCUACUCAGGCCAAACGCAGAGGAGUUGAGACGGCAGAGGCAUCCCGAAAAGGGCUGUCAUCUGUACAUGUCAUUCCUACUGGUAGUAGCUCUUCGGCAGAGAGAUCUGGUGCCAAGCUUGUGGCUUCAGUCCACAAAUUAAAUCCCAGGAUCAAGUCGCAUCCAUCAGCUCCAGGAUUCCAGGACUGCUUAAUGUCCUCUACACCAGAGCUGAGAGAGUCGCCUUCUAAACUCGGUUCAGCUGAAAGUGCAAAGUCUCUGGAGCGUAAUGGCAAACCAGAGGUGCAGAGGUCUGCUAACCCUUUAAGGCUUACGAAAUAUUCAGUCGCACCGACCACCCAAGAAGACAAAGUACCUCACAAAAUAAGAGGCGAGUCAGUUGAAGAGAUUCCAAGAGAAGCAGAGGAAUCCUUGGCUUUUGCAAGAUUCUCUGGUAGUAGAGUUCUGGAACCAGAUAUAGAUUACAGGCGAAGGUAUCAUCAAGGUUCUGUUAUUGACAAAAACUUAUAUCAAGGUCACAGAGAGGAGAGUUAUUCAAACUUGCCAGCCCAAAAGGGUGAACAAAAGGUGGACUCAAUGCCAACAUACCAAGCAAUGAGAAAUGGUCCGCGAUCUUCCCCCACAACACAGCAUCCUUCUCUUGUCCCUGUGAGCGAUCAAGACUAUAUCAAGAGGGUUCACCCACCCCUAAAGAACAGUCAAGAUAUACUCAGAGACCUCGUGCAGCAGUUGACAGUCCACAACCAGAGCCACAAACAUUCUGACGUCAACACUCAGGAUCUUCUACAAGGUUUGAUUCAGGACGGUGGUGGGCCUGUCCAGGUAGACAGACUUGCUGAGGUAGACAGACUUGCUGUCCGGGAAACUGAAGAUGUAAACGUGUCGACUGGACGUCACGUAGGGGAAGACCAGCUUCACACUAAUGAGGGAAGUUGUGUAAAACAAGACACUCGACUAGACGUUGACCAGAACGGCGAUCCAUCCCUGAGACAGCUCCUGUCUGAUUUCAGAAAAAUUCACCCCGUGGUUUCAGUCGGUAGGCGAGAAGAAACAAGUCGGUCAGUUCACCCUGUCCUGGACCCAAGAAGGGUCGACGAAGGACCUGCUGAUAGACACACACCAGAACUGUUGAGGGGUAAUGAUAACCUAGUGUCUUCUGAGGAGAUGAAAGGUAACGAGGGAUCGCCACAACGAGUCACAUUUUUAACGCCUUCUAAAGCUCAACAUGAUGAGAAUGAGAUAGUAGGUCAGGGGUCAACACCUUACCCCCAUCAAGAUGGCCAGAGAAUUCCAACUGUUGAGACAGACAUGCAGAACUUGCCAGUAGAACAAGGCAUUUCAAGUCCUCGUAGGAGCUCAGAGCCGUUGUUGAUGGACCCAAGAGGAACGGCUAUCAGACAGAGAGCAAUGCAGCAAAUCACAACUAUGAAAUAUUUGAUCAGAGAGCUGCAGGCUGUACUUGCAGACCACGGUGACUUGGAGGUAAAUAGGCUGCUGGGUGAAAUUGAUGAGACAUGCAACACUCUCCCAUACACAACACAGAAGCAGCUAUUAGACCUCAACACGGAGGUCCUGCUAGCUUUCCAGCCUCUGCAAUCUGAGAAUAGUCAGCUUCGAAGACGCCUUCGCAUCGUCAAUCAUCAACUAAAGAGGCGUGAGACGAUCGAGAAGGACAAGACUGACGCAGCGACUGUCAGCUUAGAGUUGCUGACAACUCAGGCUCUCAACGCCAAUCUUCAAAAACAGCUUCGGGAGGAGAGGCGAGAAAAAGAGGAACUUCUGAAAUCCAAACUUGAACUGAGUAAAACACUGGAUGAGAAGGAACAACAGCACAAGGAUAUGCUCAGGAUCAUGGACGACAAGGACACAAAUUUGCUGAAAUCUCGCCAGGAUUGCAUCAAGGAGUUACAAGAGUUGCGUAGUGCGCGUACCGACUUGCAAUCGCGCGUCGGCUAUCUUGAGCUACAGGUAGAGGGCACCAACAAAGAAACUAAAAUUCUGCAACUGAGUCUGGAUCAGCGAGACAAAGAGAUUACAAGAUUGAAGAAUCUUACACAGAGUCUCCAUGAGCAGUUGAGGAAACUUCCACAGCCAGGAAAUGAAGUUGCCUCAUCUUUAAAGACAUUGGAUGGAAUCAGUCUACAGAGAAUGAAUCGACUGCUCAUGUCAAGAAGUCCAAAAGCAGAUAAAGAGAAUCAGCCUUGUUGGUCAGAUGAUCAGUCAUUAUCCUUGAUGCAGCCCUCUAAGAUGUAUCAACAAAUCAAUACCAAACAAACCUCAGAUCCAAGAUCGGAUCCCAAUCCACCAAAAAACCACUUUGCAAAGUCUCCAAAAUCACCUACAAAGAAGAAGAGUCCAAAUCGGCACGUCACAUUUCAAAGGAGCACCGAUGAUGACAAUCUGAUCGCGAAAGACGUCAGUGGCUGGGCGAGGACAGAUACACUCUGGAAAGGCCAGCAGAUUUCCACUGGGGAUUACGCCGCAUCGGAAAGAAGCAGGCAACAUACUCUGGAUGUUCCACAUGAAACAUCAUCGACCACUGAGAAGAACCUCUCUAUAUGGUUGAGUCCAAUACCUGAAGACCUUGACGCUACGCAGUUAGCAGGUGCGUCCGCAAGACAGCUCGUUAAAGGCAAUUAUGUCUCAAUGAGAGAAGGAGCAUCUCAACAAUCCGAAGCUAAGACACUUCAAGAUCCUUAUCAACGUGAAGAUGAUGACUUUGUUGGAUCCAUAGUUGAGCAAACCAAUAAGCCAUAUGAUCACCCCGUUCGAGAGAAAUCUCAUUCAGCAUCGGAAGACAACUUCAGACCCAAGUCCGACUUACAAUCCCCUAUCCGACUUAGACCGUACAAAUAUCCCCAUGAGGUGUUGUCUAAGGUCGAGACAGGGUCAGUUGUUUCGGAUUCUACCAUGUCGUCCGUAACUUCUCAGUAUGAAGCUCAGUUUCAAAUGGGGCUCAGGAAUCUGGAUUCGGAGAUUGGAAAAUUGCAAGCUAGUCUGAAAUAUUCCAACUUCAAGUCUUUAUAGUUAGUACUAUGUAUUUAAAGGCACUGGACACUAUUGGUAAUUACUCAAAAUAAUUAUUAGCAUCAAACCUUACUUGGUAAGG
Molecule: messenger RNA, 3734 nt
Organism: Asterias rubens (European starfish)
Lineage: Eukaryota; Metazoa; Echinodermata; Asteroidea; Forcipulatida; Asteriidae
Exons: 11
Coding region: 113-3652 (1179 amino acids)
Biological process (GO): protein localization to centrosome
Cellular component (GO): centriolar satellite
Source: RefSeq, a predicted model, not a curated record